AACGGAACGAAUUAACCAAAAAAAAAAUUGUCUAUGGGUACUGUCAAAUGAGAAAACAGUGUCAACCUUACCAACUGUCUCUUUCUUGACGUUUCUUAGUGCUGUGUAGAACUUAACCGAAAUGGCGAAGUCAAAGAACCACACAAAUCACAAUCAAAACCGCAAGGCUCACCGAAAUGGUAUCAAAAAACCUAAGAAGUUCAGACACGAAUCUACUCUCGGCAUGGACCCUAAAUUCUUGAGAAACCAGAGGUUUUGCAAAAAGGGAAAUUUGAAACCAGCCAAGCAGUUAAUACGUGCUGCGGAAAGGAAAGCUGCAAGGGAAGCUAAGGCUAAGAAAUGAUUACUUUUAAGACAAUAAAAGCUUAAAACACAAA
This is a messenger RNA of Danaus plexippus (monarch butterfly), 377 nucleotides long. RefSeq names its product large ribosomal subunit protein eL29 (gene RpL29). Gene Ontology annotation, biological process: cytoplasmic translation. Gene Ontology annotation, cellular component: cytosolic large ribosomal subunit; ribosome. The transcript is spliced from 4 exons. Gene Ontology annotation, molecular function: structural constituent of ribosome. Lineage: Eukaryota; Metazoa; Arthropoda; Insecta; Lepidoptera; Nymphalidae. The record is from RefSeq and is a predicted model, not a curated record. The coding region runs from base 122 to 343 and encodes 73 amino acids.